AUGUCAAUUUUCCUCAUGAACUGUAAAACUGGAUGGAUGAGAAGCUGGAAUUCUUGGGUUUUCAGUAGAGGAAUAUAUUUUUCUUGUCAUCUCAAGUAAGGAGGGGAAAGACAAAGAAAAGUGUCUUCUGUGCAGAUCUCUACCCUCUAUAUGUUUAUUUUUGUUUCUGAGUCACUGUGAGAACAAGUCGAGGAUGCUCUGCAUCAUAUUUUUGCUCAUCACUUUGUUCUUAGUGGGGGCAUCGAAGCUUUGCCCCCAUCAGUGUUUUUGUUAUGAAACGUCCGACCUAGUGAACUGUCAAUCCCGAGGAUUCACUCACAUUCCACACAGUAUCCCCCAUGGCACGUGGCUUCUGGAUCUUGGUGGGAAUAAAUUGACGGAAUUGAGGAGUUCUUCCUUUACUGGGAUAUGGGCACUCCGGGUUCUUCUGAUUCCACAAAGCAGCUUGCAGGUAGUGCACUCUCAGGCUCUCUCCUCCCUGACCUUUCUGGAAAAGUUGGACCUGUCUUACAAUGAGCUCCGUGUCCUUCCUCCAGAUUUCUCCGAAGGGUUGACCUCUCUUAAAGAUCUCAGGCUUUCCCACAAUGCCCUGGAACGUCUUGAGACCCACUCUUUACAAGAACUAGAAAGUCUGGAGAAGUUAGAUCUCAGUCACAACCACAUACAGUUUAUCGGAGUUGGGGCAUUACGUGGACUUUCCAGGCUAAGGCACCUUAAUCUGGCCUGGAAUCAGUUGAUGGUACUUCAAGGAGUAAUGCUCACAAUGCAACAAGGACUUGAAGUUCUUCUCUUGGGCCAUAACAAUAUCUCAAAGGUCGAAGCAGAAGCGUUUGCCCCUCUUCAGACCCUCACUAUUCUGAAUCUAGAAGCCAAUCAGUUGAGGAGCCUAAAGUUUAAGAUAUUUUUAAACCUUAGGACAACCGGCACGCAUUUGCAACUUUCAGAGAACCCCUGGACGUGUGACUGCGAACUUCAUCGUGUCUUCAGUAAGAUAUUACGUGUAAGGCAUCUCCAUGUAGAUGAUUACUGGAAUAUCACGUGUCACGCACCUCACCUGCUGACUGGGGCAUUUUUGGGAUUGAUGCAUAGUCAGCUAUGUAUAGCAGAAACAGCCACUGUCCUUGUCAUAACUGGAACUGUGAUGGUCACUGUGGUGGCUGCUCUGGUAAUGGCAGAACGGCAGCGAAAGGGGAAAAAGAUGAACCUGGAAAGGCAAGGAAGUGAUCCUAUGCCUUGGGAAUGUCGGGAGAAAUAAAACACUUAAAGUCACAGGCAAAAAAGUGGAAAAGUCAGUAGCUUCAAAAAAAUUAUUUUACACAUUGAUGUAAUGUUUUACAACAGCCCUUAAUUUUUGCUAAAUUAGCUCAUAGUACAAGUGCAUCAAUAGAUUUAAGAUGAUGUAUAAUUAAUUCCACAUAAUGAUUUCUUUUAUUAUUUCUUUUUUUGUUUUUAACUAUACUGUAAAGCUUUUUGUGUUUAAUGUUUCUGAAGCUUGUCAUAAUGCAAUUUUUGUCCAACAUCUUUUGUCAUUUCAUAGGAAAAGUAUAGUUUCAAUCAGAAAUAAGUGACAUUACAAAAGUAAAAUAGGUUGUGAAUUCUGUUUUAUGUUGACUUCUUUGGCAAAAUUUGGGGUGUCAGUAAAAAUUUUUUAUUGAUUCUCCAUACAAUUAGUUAUGUUAUUUUGAAAAAAUGUUACUAGAAGUGGGUUAAUCAUAGCCAGACUAUAUUGGGUCUAUAGUUAACCUAGACUGUGGAAUGAUGGCUAUGGGUUAAAAUUCUUUCAUGGUAAUACAAUAACAAAUGAUCAGUUCCUUACCAUAAAAUUAGCAUGUUACUGGUUUUUUUUUACAUCAUAUACAACUUGUUAGCAGGAACAUUUGUUGUUAGCAAUAUGUAGUUUGUUAACUUGUUAAGAAUAAUAGUUUGUGUAUUAUUGACCAAAAUUUUGUGAAGGAAAUGGGACACUAUUUCGGGUGUUGUGUUAAGGAUCCUGUGAAUGACGUACAAAAGGCCACA
Paramisgurnus dabryanus is the source of this 2016-nucleotide messenger RNA. RefSeq lists its product as uncharacterized. NCBI's taxonomy places the organism in Eukaryota, Metazoa, Chordata, Actinopteri, Cypriniformes, Cobitidae. The record is from RefSeq and is a predicted model, not a curated record. Gene Ontology annotation, molecular function: protein binding. Gene Ontology annotation, cellular component: plasma membrane.